This is a messenger RNA of Pelobates fuscus (common spadefoot toad), 3929 nucleotides long. RefSeq names its product selenoprotein I (gene SELENOI). Gene Ontology annotation, biological process: phosphatidylethanolamine biosynthetic process. The record is from RefSeq and is a predicted model, not a curated record. Gene Ontology annotation, cellular component: Golgi apparatus; endoplasmic reticulum membrane. Lineage: Eukaryota; Metazoa; Chordata; Amphibia; Anura; Pelobatidae. Gene Ontology annotation, molecular function: ethanolaminephosphotransferase activity. The transcript has 10 exons.
CUCCGUCUCGCUGUGUCAGUCCGGGUGUGACGUGCUGUCCGCGCGGUGCUCCCCCCCCACCUCCCGCCAUGUCCUGGGACUGCGUGACCGCCGAGCAGCUGGCCGGCUUCGACAAGUACAAGUACAGCGCAGUGGACACAAAUCCUCUCUCCCUCUAUGUGAUGCACCCAUUUUGGAAUUCUAUAGUCAGAUUUUUCCCAACAUGGCUGGCUCCAAACCUCAUCACCUUCAGUGGGUUUUUGCUUCUGGUUUUCAAUUUUUUCAUGAUGGCAUUUUUUGACCCAGAUUUUUAUGCCUCAGCUCCAGGCCAUGAACAUGUCCCCAACUGGGUGUGGAUUGUUGCUGGUCUGCUUAACUUCACAGCCUAUACUCUAGAUGGAGUAGAUGGAAAGCAAGCGCGCAGGACUAACUCCAGCACACCGCUUGGGGAGCUCUUUGACCACGGCCUGGACAGCUGGGCCUGCAUAUACUUUGUGGUGACGGUGUACUCCAUUUUUGGCCGUGGAGAAGCAGGAGUUAGUGUGCUCGUACUUUACCUUCUCCUUUGGGUGGUACUGUUCUCUUUCAUCCUGUCCCAUUGGGAGAAGUAUAACACUGGAAUACUGUUCUUACCCUGGGGAUACGACUUGAGCCAAGUGACCAUUUCCUGUGUUUACCUGGUGACCGCUGUGGUGGGAGUUGAAGCCUGGUACAAACCAGCAGUCUUUAAACUCUUGUACAGAGAUCUCUUCACUUCAAUGAUUGUUGGCUGUGCUGUCACGGUAACCCUCCCGAUGAGCCUCUACAACGUCUUCAUAGCAUAUCGCAACAACACUCUGAAGCACACGUCUUUCUACGAGUCCAUGCUCCCGCUCAUCUCCCCAGUGCUGCUCUUCAUCCUGUGCACCGUGUGGGUCUUGCUGUCUCCAUCAGACAUCCUGGAAGCCCAUCCCAGGCUCUUCUACUUCAUGAUGGGCACCACCUUCGCGAACAUCACAUGCCAGCUGAUUGUUUGUCAGAUGAGCAACACUCGAUGCCAGCCGCUCAGCUGGUUGCUUCUACCUCUUGCCCUGGUCGUAGCCGUUGUCCUCUCAGGAUUUGCCCAAGAAACGGAAACUCUCCUACUGGCUCUGCUGACAGGACUGGUUACUGUGGCACAUAUCCAUUAUGGAGUAAGAGUGGUAAACCAGUUGAGUAAACAUUUCAACAUUUUGCCUUUCUCACUUAAAAAACCCAAUAUGGAUUGACUAGAGGAGGAAGAGAAAGUCGGCUUGCAAUCUGCAGAGGUUUUGUAAAACAGCUUCUGCCAGCUUCGUCCAUCACCACAAACAAAAAGCAUUCGCCCUCUGGGUACACUGGAACCACUUACAUUAUCCUCAGACCAUUUGAAAAGGGCAACGAAAAAACAAAACAGAUUUCCUUGUGAUAACGGACAGACUGCUUGAUUGUAUAUAGAAGACCAGUUGAAUGUUCCUUGUACAAACGCCCCUCCGUCAUUUUGGAUUUACUAUGCGUUUGUACGUGUGUGCUUCUCUGCACGUGAUGUCUUACUGGGAACAUAAUGGGCACCUAGACCAGUGACCUUGCACGGAUCAGCUGACAUAUGAAAUCUAUACCUGUAUGUAUAUGGUACAUAUUGCUAAAGGAGUCCUCGUCUGUGUUGGUAAAUCAAGUGCCAUGACGUGACAUUUGAGCACAAGUGAAGCUGAAAAUGUCUUCAACCAAACUACAUGUGUUGUGUGAAGCCCACGGAUGUCUGUUACACUGCAUGAAGGGGGUCAAGGUGUUUCACACAAGGCUGCGCUCUAUCACUCAGCUCUUCGUUUCGCCAUUUCUGUUUUUAUCCGUAGCGUUAAAGCAAAACGUCUGUCUAAAGUACACCAGAGAAGAUGUUUUAUGUGAUAUUACCUUAUCUAAUGUCCUUCAAAUCUAUAACCAAGCCUUUCACACUGAUCUUUCUUCUUACAGCUGAUUUGUAUUUAAAUGUCCUCUGAGGCAGCCAUUGUGAGUCCUUUGUGAGUUUUCAGUCUGUUGCUGCAGGCCUUCGGCUGUAAGUAAGCCGAACACUUCCCAGAUUUCCAGAUAUCUCUAAUGUGGCUGGUCACACCUGGAAUUUUUGACGUGUGGUUGAAACCAUUCGAUCAAUGCUUCCAUUGCAACAUUGGCAAUUAUAAAAUAGAAAUUUGAAAUCUAAAAUUAUGGAUAUACACCUUAGAUUAUGUCUAAAUAGCCAUUAUAUGGGAUGGUUUACUAUGCUCCCAUAACUUUGCACCCGAGGUUUGAGAAUCCCACAGAUCCAACAUUUGUAGCACUCAAUGAUCAGGGGAUUUUGUGUUACUUUAUGGAGAAAAAUAAAAAUCUGUGUACCAGAGAUGGACAAAAUGUAGAUCCCCUGUCGUUGCCAACUUUAAAUAUUCAAAUGAUAUUCUGCUAUUCUUAAGACUGGUGAAGCAUCAUGGGCAGUUUAACAGCUGGGUUCUACAGUUUGAUCACUCUGGCUAUACACGCCAGCUAAACUGAGAUCGGUCUCCGUCUAUGUUGGAAUGCCGCCAUUAAUAUAGUGAUGUAGACCGUAAUCAUGUAGAUCAAGAGUGACUUUAUGUACAGAGUCAGUGGCAUCCCACAACUGCUUGGAAUGGUGCAAUACUGCACACAUCAUUUGGGGUGGGAUAGCAGUGCCCGCACCCGCCAUGUCCAGUUUCACGAGAAAGUGAUCUUCUGAUAACUAUAUCCUUUGAUGUACAGAAUUGCCAACAUACUGUGUAAAUUCACUCUUUACCUAAAGGUGAACUUUAACCACCACACAUGGACAGUUAUGGUGUUCAAGUCCACAUUUGAAGUGCAGAAAAUAUUUUGCACUUGUUCCCUGUUGUGUUGAAUUAUCUCCUUGCCUUUUCUAGGUGCGUAUUUUAAAGUGUGAUUAGACUGUAUCUACAUCACGCAUUAGGUUAUUAAAAGAAGAAGAAAUAUAUGCCGUUCUGCCAAAUUAUUUAUCCAAAUUUAGAUUGUCCCUCCAACACCAUUCUCUUGGUGGCAGGCCUGGCCCCUAUGUUCCUUACCUUUCUUCUCUGUAGAUCCCCUGUCUGGUGCUGUGCUUCAUUUUCUGUUGGUUUUUCCCAGUGGUGGUGGGAAGGUAUAGCAUGCCGAUUUUCUUUGAUGCCGUCUGCUUUUUGUUUUGUUUUAUUUUCUGCUGCCGUGCUUGUAUGAAGAGUGUAUCUAAACCCAUAUUCAUUUCUGGACAGGGUACACUUGGAGGCGCCAGGUACGGCCAUUGGUAUUAAUGUGUAAAUUAAUAGUAUUGAUAUGUAUCUUAAUGUGGGAAACACAAAUUAAUUUAGCAGAUGUUUAUUUGGGGGUAGAUUCAAAGUCCGACCAUGAGAAACUUUUGCCAAGUUCCAACUUUGUUUUUAUCUUAUUUAAUGUACCAUUUAUUUAUGUUUGGGUGUGGUCUCUUCAUCUUAUAGAAGUAUACAUUGUUUAUCUAUUGUGUGUAUCUUGUUUAGGUAGGUAUAUGCUGUUGUUUUUUUGUAUAAAAUGAAACUGAAAUAUCCACUGGUAGGAUUACAAAAAAAUCUGUUAGAAGUUUAACACUAUUAUGUUUGAGCUUUGUUUUCGUAUUUGAGUUCCAUAUAUUGUGAGACCUGUAAACGGUGGUAAAUGCGGCAUAUUUUCAAUGACUGGAGUACUUAUUGGAACCCCGCCCCCUGCGCAUCUCAUACUUGUUAAUCAUUAUUAAACCUGUGAUACGUUUGUGGCAGGUGCUCUCAUACAAGGACAAACCAUUUACUAUUUAAAUGUUCUUUUUAAUUUUUUUGUAACUUAUAAAUCACUGUAAACCAAGACUUGUCAAAUGUGAAAUUCAAAAGUCAAUUUGGAAAAGUGUUUUUGUUUUAUUUUUUUAUUUUAUUUUUAUUUUUAAUAACCGAAAACAAUGAAACAAUUAUAUCGUG